AUGCGAGACAUAAUUGUAAUACCGGGCGCGGAAACGCGGCUGUGGGUGGUGUCGCUGCUGUUGUCACUGAUGUUAUGGCUGAGUUCGGGCGUGGACGCGGAACCGCAUGCCCUGCCCAACCUCGACACCCUGUAUCGAAUGUCACAACAGUCCAGAGGGGUCGGGUUGUUAAAGAUGUGUCCGCCGGGCGGCGAGGCCUUCACCAGUGCAUGGCAAAUGACCUGCGGCAUGCGACGGAAACGAAGCGCGCCACAAGAGAUGCCACAACAACAGGAAGGUAGCCGAGGUGAGGGGAAUUCUUGAUCAACUUGAACUUUUAUGCUAUUAAAAGCAGCUAAACACAUUUAACAAGCCCGAGGCUAACUUGACAAAAAUGAAUUUUAGGCCAUAUUGUAAAAACUAUAUUUUUUGAACUUUCAGUGCUAGAUUUUAGCAAUUCAAUUGAGACUAAAACGUUCGAAGUACUUUGAAUCAAAACUAAAAUAAACGGUAUCCUUUGUCGGAUAAUACCUUUGCACUUGUAGUUUCUAUGUCUGACAGUAAACGAACUAAUGUGAGACCAGGAAGUACACUAACAAUCUAAUUUCCUCCAAAAAUACAAACCUAUCCCCAUUCCAAAACAUGAUGUAUAUAAACCAAUAUGACGCUAAAAGCGUCGUCUGACGCCCUUCUCAAGACUCAAAGAUCUUAUUUUCAGCCAAACGAGAUUAUCGACCGCUCAGCCUAACGGAAAUGAUGCAAUUCUGUUGUCAGUUCAGCUGCUCGUUUCGCGACUUGAUGCCUUACUGUGACCCGUUCGGCCAAUGGGACUCCUGA
Bursaphelenchus okinawaensis is the source of this 816-nucleotide messenger RNA. The record is from the annotation of a GenBank genome assembly. NCBI's taxonomy places the organism in Eukaryota, Metazoa, Nematoda, Chromadorea, Rhabditida, Aphelenchoididae.